AUGAGGAUUAAAUAGAUUUUUUUAUACUUCAUUGCUAUUCUAGUUUUCGGCUAGGAGAAAGAAUAUUGUCAGAUGGAAAAUACUUUAUUAACAAUUGCAAGUGGCGAAAAUUAUGAUUUACAUUUAUUUGACUAUAUAUAUGCAGAUGACCUGACCUAUAAAAUGACAACUUAUUCUAAUCAAUAGUCUGAUAUUCCUUUUACACAUCUGAUAAGAAAAACUAGAUAGGGUGUUGUUGAAGAUGAGGUUAUUGAAAUUCUGGAAAACCUUAUCGAAUAGAAUGAGGGCCCUUUUUAUUGCUUUUUAAAAUCUACUAAGGAUGAAUAAAUAGUUUAUAGUCUAGUUAAAUGUUAAUUUGUUUCUGAAAAAAUAAUAUAUACUGAAGUGUAAUUCUUUAUAAAACGAGAACAUUGCUAUUAAAUAAUUUCCAAUAAGAUGUAGUAUUUCAUAAUGUGUAAGAAUGAUAUUACAAAUCAACUUGAGAUCUAUAUGUAUUUAGGAGAUACUAAAAAAAUUUUCAAUAUUCUCAUAUCAGAUGUUAUAAUACCUCAAGGAUCAAAAGUCAAGGCUAAAAAAUAAGAACUUUAUGAUUAUCUGGGAGUUUUGAUUUAUAAAGGGAGGAUGGAAAAUAAUAAGUACAUUUCAGAAAGUUCUUCACUAUAUAUAUUUAAAUAUAUAUAACCAAUGUAAUAUUAUUAUCUUCUUAAAUAAUAUGAAGCUCAUAGCCAAUCCGAUGAUUUCAUAACAGAUUUUGAUCUUUUUAAAGACCUUGUAUUCAUUACAAGAUUCAAAGGAGGCUUAACUUAUCGAAAUUUGAAAAUCGCAUGGAGCGAGGAAAUUAACGUUACUAAUGCCGUAGCAGAACUUUUCGGAAUUCAUACUGUAAAAAUCUCCACUGUUCACUAAAUUGAAUAAUACCAAAUUUUAUUAAUGUUUUGGGGUGAAAAUUUUUUAAUAUUUGCUAAUUUCCGAUUAAAUAAACUCUACAACCUUGAAUUAAAAGCAAAUUUUUAAAUAUUUCAGGAGAAGAGAUAUAACUUGAAAUCAGAAAAAGUAUUUAAUAGAAACGUUGUAUCAACAUAAAAUUAUUUGAUUUUCUCAAAUGAUAAAGAAUUUUAAGCCUUUUAUAUUAAAUAGGAGAAAGAUUAUGGAAUUGUAUUGGUUUACUAAGUACAUUUUCAAACACUCUCCUAUAUGAGGAAUUUACAAUUACCAAAAAUAGAACUUGUAAAUCUAACUGAAAUACAAAAUCCUUAAUUGAUCUAAAUCUCAGCACAAACAUCGGAUCAUCAGUUUGAUAAAUUUAAAUGUUAAGAUAUCAAAAUAUACUAUUAAGUAUAACUAUUGGAAUCAACGAAAAUAUGGCCAAAAUUUUAUAACGAAAAAGAGAAGAAUGUUUUUAUUCUGAAGUAUAAUAAAAAUGAGUUAAAAAUAUAAGUUGAUUUAAGUAAAGUGUUUUCUGGUUCAGCCUUAAGUAUAGAGGAAAUUAAUCUUAUUAAUAAAGAAGCAAAAUUUAUACCAUCAUAUUAGGAUAUGACUUUUUAAUUCGAUUUAGAUAUUUUGUUUUUUUAGACGGAUAUUCCUGAAUUUGCAAUUCUCUGUUAUUUCUUAUUUAAUCCUACAUAAUACUAUUUAAUCGCAAAAAUUAAACAAUAUCUAUUUAUAAAGGAAUGUGAAUUUCAAUCAAUUUAUAAAUGUCGUAAUAUUAAAAUUCUAAAUUUUGAAAAUGAUAAUCUGUAAGAUUUAUCCUGUUAAGAAAAUGAAUUGAGUGGUGCAUUUUUAUACAUUGAAAAAAUGAAGCAUGGUUUUGUUGGAGAAUAAAUUUCUCUAUUUUAUAUACAUAAAGUGAAUGGAUAAAUCGAUGUUUCUUUAGAAGAUUUCUAUACGUACACUAAAGGAAGUAUUCUUUCUAUUGUAUUAAUGGCAAACUUGUAAGCAUUCACAAUUCUAAGAGAUAAUGUUUAUACGCUAAAUACGAGAACUAUCGGUAGCUCUGGCGACUCAAAAGUUACCAGUAUUGAAUUACACUGUUAGAAAUUAUUUGAAUUAGUAACUGGUAUAGAAAUUUAUGAAAAUUUACUUUUUGUUCCAAGUAUUAAAUGGAAAAAUUUUGUGUACCAGAUCAUAAUUGAAAUUUAUAAUGUCAAAAAUAUUGAAGGAGAAAUGAACUUCUUUGGUUCUCUUCUUGUGGGUGUGACUAAAAAACCAACAAAAGAGAGAUUGUAAGUUUAAUUAAGUAACAAGGGAAUUUUUAUUUUAUCAGUCUGUGAUAUAUCAGAGGAUGAAUAAACCAAAAAAUUAUUAUUUAUUGAGAAAACAAUAUUCUUAAAAAAAUUCUUGUAUAAAAAUACGGACCAACUUGAUAUUAAAAAUUUAAGAACUAAAAUAUAUCCAACCUUCUAACUAAAGAAGAUCCAAAAAAUUAAAACAACAUAAAAUUUCUUAUACGUGUAUGGUAGUGAAAUUGAUACGCCUUCUUGUAUCUAUAUAUAUAGAAUCUAUGCAAAUCAAAUGGAUAUUUUGUAUCAUGUGAUCAGACAAAACAUGCCCAGCAUCCAAAUUUAUACUGCCAUCACUAUAAGGGCUUAUGACUAUUUAAUAAUAUCGUCUAAUUAGUUAACUUUUCUUCUUUUACACCCUAUUCAAACUCUAUAGUUAACUAAGUCAAAUUUAAUAAAGGAAUCCAAUUUGAAUGACGAUGAAGUUAUUAAUAUUAAAAUGAAGACGCUGAUUCCAAAGAGUAAUAACAAGAUACAUGAAUUCUAGAUAAAGCUUACUUGUACUGAUUGCAAAAGUGUAGAUAACUAGAUUUGA
Messenger RNA from Paramecium tetraurelia, 2814 nucleotides. RefSeq lists its product as uncharacterized. The transcript has 5 exons. Lineage: Eukaryota; Ciliophora; Oligohymenophorea; Peniculida; Parameciidae. The record is from RefSeq and is a predicted model, not a curated record.